Messenger RNA from Manis javanica (Malayan pangolin), 1419 nucleotides. NCBI's taxonomy places the organism in Eukaryota, Metazoa, Chordata, Mammalia, Pholidota, Manidae. The record is from RefSeq and is a predicted model, not a curated record.
AUGCCACUGGCACCUUUACAGUCCAAGAUCAAAUGCAUAGUCCAGAGCUGUCAUUAUAAAAACCAAACUUAUCUGACAGCCAUUCUGAAGACAACCCGCUGGGGCACUGUACAGACCCAUUCCCAUAACUCACCACUUUCAGCUAGUUGUGCAGGGACGCCAGGAAAACCUGUUUGUUGGAAGGUCUUGUCACCUAUUCAUGUGUCCGAUGGAGGAGGUCUAUCGGAUAGGGCCUGUGAACAACUCGUGCAAAAGUGUAUAGAGCAACUCAUAGAGUAUAUGUAUCCUUCCUUAAUAUACCACCCUUUAGCUUUCCCUAAACCCAGAGGAAUAAAUUUAGAUACUCAAACAGCUAUUCUACUUGAAAAUACCCACCAAUUACUCAACCAGACUAAUCCCACCCUCGCAGCAGAUUGCUGGCUCUGUAUGCCUUGGGGAACACCUAUGCCCCUACCCAUCUUAACCGCUAAUAUAUCCUCAGUGUCAUCCAACGUGUCCUCCUCAGACAACUGUUCCUUGAGCCUCCCUUUUAAGGUUCAACCUCUUUCAAAUGAGAAUUUAACCUGCUUAUACCAGAGCUAUCAAAAUAACUCUUAUGAUAUAGAUGUGGAGAAUAUCACAUUCGCCAACUGUACCACCAAUUACAACAUUUCUGACCAUUGUUUCCUGUGCCCCCCUAAAGGACAAGUAUUUGUGUGUGGAAAUAAUUUAGCCUACACUGCACUGCCCGGCAAUAGGACAGGGCAGUGCACUACUGCAAUCCUUCUCCCAGAUAUAAAUAUUGUGUCUGGAAAUGACACAAUUCCACUACCCUCUUUUGAUUAUCUUCCUAAAAGACACAAGCGAGCAGUUACUUUCAUCCCCUUGCUAAUAGGUUUAGGUGUCACUGGAGCAUUUGCUACAGGAACUUCAGGACUGGGCGUAUCUCUACAUAAGUAUAACCAAUUAUCUCUUCAGUUAAUUGAUGAUGUUCAAGCUAUUUCAGGUACUCUACAAGAUCUUCAAGACCAAAUUGAUUCACUAGCAGAAGUAGUCCUACAAAACAGGCGUGGCCUAGAUCUGCUUACCGCUGAACAAGGAGAAAUCUGCCUAGCCCUAGAAGAAAAGAGUUGUUUUUAUGCUAAUAAAUCCGGAAUAGUUCGAGACAAAAUUAAGAAGCUACAAGAAGACCUUAUAAAAAGGAAAAAAGAAUUGUUCGAGAACCCCCUGUGGACUGGGUUAAAUGGGAUCCUCCCCUACCUUCUCCCCAUACUAGGACCCUUGCUCAGCUUGCUUCUCCUCCUAUCUCUCGGCCCUUUUUUGUUCCAGAAGCUUAUGUCCUUUGUAAAAAAUCAAGUGAACACAAUCCUGGCUUGCCCCAUUCAGGUCCAUUAUAACCGUCUAGAACAAGAAGAAAAUGCGUGUAUGUUCUCCACAUGA